Messenger RNA from Prinia subflava (tawny-flanked prinia), 6890 nucleotides. RefSeq names its product polypeptide N-acetylgalactosaminyltransferase 14 (gene GALNT14). The transcript is spliced from 15 exons. The coding region runs from base 168 to 1826 and encodes 552 amino acids. Gene Ontology annotation, molecular function: polypeptide N-acetylgalactosaminyltransferase activity. Gene Ontology annotation, biological process: protein O-linked glycosylation. Lineage: Eukaryota; Metazoa; Chordata; Aves; Passeriformes; Cisticolidae. The record is from RefSeq and is a predicted model, not a curated record. Gene Ontology annotation, cellular component: Golgi apparatus.
UCCCCUGCAGAGCAUGCACAGCCCGGGACUCGCAUCGCCGGCUCCGAGGCGGGCGGGCGAGACCCUCCUCGCCGCCAGCCCCGCCGCCGCUGCCCGCCGAGCCGCCCGCGGCUCCCCGGUACCGCCGGCCCCCGGUGCCCCCGCCGGACUUUUCCCUCCUGCCGAGGAUGAGGCGGCCGACGCGGCGGCUGGCGCUGUCUCUGCUGGGGGUGCUCUGGCUCGCCGCCCUCCUCCUCUUCUUCUUCGGGGCGCGGAGGAAGUUGGAGGCUGCGGAGCCCGAGGGACACACGCCGGAGGACUCGGACGCGGACUGGGACGACCUGUGGGAUCAGUUCGAGGAGCGGAGGUACCUGAGUGCCCGGAGGUGGAAGGGCGGCGAGGACCCCUACCGGCUCCAUGCCUUUAACCAGCGGGAGAGCGAGAGGAUCCCCAGUGACCGCGCUGUCCGCGACACCCGCCAUCACAGGUGUACGACUUUGCACUACAGCCAGGACCUCCCGCCCACCAGCGUGGUCAUCACCUUCCACAACGAGGCCAGGUCCACCCUGCUGAGGACAAUUCGGAGCGUGCUGAACCGCACCCCAGUGCACCUCGUCCAUGAAAUCAUUCUCGUGGAUGACUUCAGCGAUGACCCUGACGACUGCCGCUUGCUGGCCCAGCUGCCCAGGGUGAAGUGCUUGCGGAACGGACGGCGGGAAGGUCUGAUCCGGUCCCGAAUCCGAGGGGCAGACGUGGCAAAGGCAGGUGUCCUGACCUUCCUGGACAGUCACUGCGAGGUGAAUAAGGACUGGCUGCUUCCUCUGCUGCAGAGGAUCAAAGAGGAUCCCACCCGAGUGGUCAGUCCCGUUAUCGACAUCAUCAACCUGGACACUUUUGCCUACGUGGCAGCUUCCUCAGACCUCAGAGGAGGUUUUGACUGGAGUCUGCAUUUUAAGUGGGAGCAGCUUUCCCCGGAGCAGAAAGCCAAACGACUCGAUCCCACCGAGCCCAUUAAGACACCCAUCAUUGCUGGGGGGCUGUUUGUGAUCGACAAGGCCUGGUUCAACCACCUGGGGAAGUACGACAGUGCCAUGGACAUCUGGGGUGGGGAGAACUUUGAAAUCUCUUUCCGUGUGUGGAUGUGUGGAGGGAGCCUGGAAAUCAUCCCCUGUAGCCGCGUUGGGCACGUCUUUCGGAAGAAACAUCCGUACGUCUUUCCAGAGGGAAAUGCCAAUACAUACAUUAAGAACACCAAGCGCACGGCGGAGGUGUGGAUGGAUGAGUUCAAGCAGUACUACUACGCCGCCCGGCCCGCCGCCCAGGGGAGGCCUCUGGGCAACAUCCAGAGCAGAGUGGAGCUACGGAAGAAGUUGAAAUGCCACAGCUUCAAGUGGUACCUGGAAAACGUUUAUCCCGAACUUCGGAUUCCCGAGGAAUCGCUCUAUCAGACUGGGAUAAUCAGGCAAAGGCAGAGCUGCCUGGAGUCACACAAGUCUGAAGACCAAGAGCUCCCCAUCCUGAGCUUAAAUCCUUGUAACAGCAGCAAGGGCACAGUACCAAAGGCACAGGAAUGGACGUACACAUACAACCACCACAUCCGCCAGCAGCAGCUGUGUUUGUCUGUGUACACCCUCUUCCCUGGUUCCCAGGUGCUGCUGUCACCUUGUAAAGAAGGUGACAACAAGCAGCGCUGGGGCAAAGUCGGGGCACACAUCGAGCACAUAGCUUCCCGCUUCUGCCUGGACACCGAGACCUUCGGGGACACGAACGAGAGCGUCAAGGAGCUCGUCAUCAAUCCCUGUGAGAGCACAGCCAUGAGCCAGCGCUGGGACAUGGUGAUGUCUUGACCUGCCGGAGGAUGUGCGUGGCGGGGACGGGCACCGGGACGCGGCUACGCGCGGCUGAGACGCGCCGGAUGGGGCUCGAAUCCAAACCAUCGGGGUCCCUGUGUGCUGUGGGACAGGAGGAGAAUCAUUCACAUAAAAAUGGGACACGGCUCUGCGGGUGGAACAGUGGCUGUUGACCGCCAGGCAUGCAGCUGGUAUUGGCCUGGUGAUGGCCAAGGAGGAGGCAUGGCAGAAAAACAAGCUUGAAAUGUUUCAGAGGGGUGCUGGGGCUCCUGCAAUGGGCUGUACAGAACUUCAGCAUGCACAGCAUUGAGUAAUCUCCUUGGCAACACAGGUGGAAGAGCCUUUAAUGCCUAAAGGGGACCUAGGCUGAGCAAAACAAGCAUCUCAGCAGCUCUUGAGCGUUGAAGUGGGUGCACAAGAUGAGAUGUGCCAAGGGAUGCUAAGAAACAUCGCGGGGGAUGAAGUGGAAGACAGUGAAUUAUUUUUGCACUUUGCUGUGGAUGUUUCUGUCCUCUGCAGACAGCACGGGUGGAGCUGUGUUGCACAUUUGAAUUGGUACGAGGUCCACGUCCAUGUUGUGCAUACAGAGCAGAGCAGUCCUUGGUGGCUGUGGCCAGGAUCAGAACAGCGAGUGACGGGGGAAUCCUCUUCUGUGCUAACUGCACACGCUGCUUGUUGAAUCUCCAAAGCCCAAGCAAACAGAGGAUUCAGUGUGAGAUUAAAGGAUAUAAAUUUCUGUCUAGCUGGGAGGAAAGGCAGUAACAUGAUUAUUUCUCCUUUCUGAAGGCCAUGGGUCACUGAAAACUCCUCUAAAAUUUUGCUAUGUGUCUCUCACUGCUCUGUUUCGGAUCCGGACUAAUUCAAAUUUUCACUUCCAUAAAAGUAAUAUUUUUGGUAAUUGAAGGUAAUUGUGUCAUAUUUCUGUUUCCCAAUUUCCAAACUACAGAUGAAGGGACUCCCAUAAAGUGCUGCUACUGAUGGAAUGGUGAAGGUUUAAUUUUUAAUUAAAAUUAGAGACUGCACCAAGAAAAGAAAAGGGGUAUUACCUGGGUUUGCUUCCCAGUUACCCUGUGGCCCACAAUGUAAAGUACUGAAGAAAAGGUUUGGGAUUGCCCAUUCACUCUGCAGGGCAGCCUGAGCCAUGAUGUAUCUCUCUCUCAAAGUCACUUAGCAUAGCCAGACCAGGCAGAAAUGAUUUCCUCAGCUUUUGGAGAUAAGUCUGUUACCAGAGAUCAUGUCAGGUGCUGCCACUGUGUGGGAGUGAGGUGACUGCCUGAGGAGAGUAGGACAGACGGAGGGAUAUUAGGAACAGAAGACUGGAAGGUCCUUUCCAGCCUGUCUUUCAGGGCAGCUGUCACUACAGCCACAGGUAACACCAAGAGCUGUCCACACAGCUCUUGUGUAGUAACGACUCUCAAAGAGAACUUUCACAGGGCUGUCAAUGUGACUUGAAAAAAAAUACAUAGUUUCUGUCUUAAAAUGCUAGGAUUUAGCGAAAAUCCUAUCCUUUGUUUCCUGUGCUGCAAACUGCAGGUGGAAUACCAUAAGCUUUAAGCCUUCAAGUGCUCUCAGCAUCCCUUCUUGAAUAAAUUGCUGGCUUUCAGGAUUUUACUGCCUCAGUUUCUCCUCCCUCAGUGCUGGGAGAAAGCCAUGUGUAUAAAUCUUCCCGGCUUUAGAAGCAGAACCAGUAUAGCUCUUUAUGUGCAAAAGGUCGCAGUGCAAAAUGCUUUUCAUGUGCUGCAGUGAUUACUAACCUCAUCAAGCUCCCUUGGAGCCAGCCUCAAGGGCUUCUGCUAUGAAAGGGCUGGAGCGAGCUGUCCUUUCAUGGUGGGAGCUGGCAUUGUUUCCGUGCCACCACUCUGACCAGGAAACAAAGAGGAGCACUUCAAAUGGAAUGGACCCAUUUCACAAAGAAGGGCAGUGACCUUGGGCUUCUUUUUAAUUGAACAGGGACAUAUCACAUCUACUUUUUACAAUGGUGAUGACAGGCAAGGGGUAGUAAUUCCCUGUCUAGUGUUUACAAGGGAAAGCAGCUCCCAAGAGCUUGAAGCUUAACACGUUCACACCUGUACUGUGCCCGCAGCCUGCGGCUGCCCAGCGCCUGGCAAUUUGAGUCUGAAAAUUCAAAAUUGCUGAACAACUUGGCAGGGGUUUUGAAGGUCAGCACCUGGCAGGUACACUCUGAGCAGGAUCUCAGACCUGUCUAGCUUUACUGUUCUCCACCAAAGGUGAAGAUCUCCGUUCUCCUGACAGCCAAAGCUCUCUCAACUGCUCUUUGCCUUAGCAGAAACAGCUACCUCACUACAUAUGUGUGUGUGCUUGGGCACACGGACCCAUGGGACCUGCAGGGAUGUGUUCUAGCAAGGAGUUGUUUGACCAGCUUUGCAGCUCAUGCAUUUUUGGAAAUACAAAUGCUAUAGCAAACCCCUCCUAUUCCAAAACAUGCACCAAGUGAUCACUGUGAACACAUCUGGGGACAGUGGAAGGCAGGCAGUGGAGAGGGGGCAUCAGGCAGCAGCAGCCAAGUUCAGCUAAGUCUCUUCAGGCCCAAAAGCCACCACGUACCUCACAGACCUGGGGAACAGCAGCACUUGUCAAACUGGUGAUUGUGUUUCACACAGCCAUCAGCUGUAACCCUUAGGCUAUUUCAUGGUCCAGGAAAUGAGAUUAUCCCUAUGGAUCAGCAGUGUUUUCAGAGAAGCCUGAGAGUAUCAGCCUGACUCCUGGGGAGCUUUAUAUAAAGCUGGCAAUGGUCUGGCAGUCUCCAGAUUUAGCCCCAGUACGGCAUUUAGCAAAUCUGCUUGACACCCCUGCAGAGAGACCUUGCGUUGUGUCAGGGAAAAGGUUAACUUGCUGCUGAAAUCCAACUCAUACCUUCAGGUUUGUUUCAUUUAUUAAAAUACACUGAAAACAGAUGAACUUUUCUUGCUUUGUGUUUUUUCAAUGCCUAGACAAAUUAUUAUCAUGCUGUGAACAGGUACAAUGUGACUGAUUGGGAUCUAGAUGGGCUCCCAUGCCAAUGCUUCUUAAGCCCCAGCAUCACUUGGUCAUAAUGCUUUUUGGCAACAUUUUGCACUGACUUGAAAGAACAUAAGAUAAAGUAGAAAAUAUGAUUCUAAUCCUGGCUGUUGAGCUUUGUGACAGCCUUUAUGAUCUCCAGGUAAGUCUUGUCUUAUGCCUUGGUAAAAUUAGAUUCAGAGCAGGAAACUCAAGGCUAGAACUACUACUGAAAGAGGCAACUAAGGCUAUCCAAAAAAAAACCCCAAACACACCAGAAAGAAUAAAAAUAAAAAAUAAAAAAGCGCUUCCCCUCUCUCUCUAAGGAGAUCUGUGUUCCAAUGAGAAAAAAUCUGUCUGGUUUUAGUUGGGUUUAGUUGGAGAAGUCUUGCAGUCCUUGUGAUGCUGGUUAUGUGAUUUCUAGGUCUCUUGUGCUCAUGUUCUCUCUGUACCAGUGCAGUACCCAUAAGGUAACAAAGGUAACAACACAAAUCAUCUGUGCAGAUUACAACAUGUUGAGGUAGUGAUUUAGUGGUAAAGAGGUGGAAACAGAAUUCAAGGAUCUUUGUUUAUCCAGCAAAUGCAACAGCAGAAUGGGGCUGGUGGUCGAAGACUGGAGAAGACCAGAUGAAGACUGGUGGUGAUUCAAGACAAGCACAGCCUUGAGGGCUAAUCCCUUCUUCUGCUUCUAGGAGUGGCUUGGGAUAGCUUACUUCAUUUCCCUGCCACAGUUUCCCAAAAUUUUAGAAGACUGAGUGUCUUGAAGAGAGAAAAAGCCAAGGAUUAGUUUUUGUUGCAUGCAACGCAGCAGCACUGGGCUGGCAGUCUCCAUGGACCCUUUUUUAUCUGUCUGUACAGAGUCUGGUACAGAUGGAGUUAAUUUUCUUCAUAACCUCCAUAGCCUGUAAGGUCCUGUGGUUUAGACUGGUGACCAAAACCGUGUUGAUAACACACAACAAUGUUUUAGUUAUUGCUGUGCCUGCACAGUGUCAAGGCCUUCUCCAUCUCUCACUCUGCUGCCCCUGCCAGCAGGCUGGGGCUGGGGGAGAGGGUUGGGAGGGGAGACAGCUGGGACAGCUCCCCCAGACUGACCAAACACACAUCUCAUACCAUGUAAUGUGGCAAAGAGGUAAAACUGGGGGCAGUUCUGCCAUAGGAGGUCUCUGCCUGGCUGGGCAUCAGGCUGCAAGUGGUGACUGCCUUUGCAUCACUUGGUUGUUUUGGGGGUUGUUUCAUUUCAUUUUCCUUCAUGACUGUCUUUAUCUUGACUCACAACUUUUUCUCACUUUUGCCCUUCAAAUUCUUUUUCCCAUCCUGUUGGGCAGGGAGGGAGGGAGUAGGGGCUGAGCUGCCAGACAGGGUCAGCCCACCCCAGUGCCCCAAGCGUAUCAGGGUCUGUGGUGUAAAAGGCUGGUGUUCCUUCUGGCUCAGGCUCUGAUCACAACUCUGCAGUACAAUCUGCACUGCUCACAUCUCAGAUUUUUAAAGCCCAGUGAAAAGCUGGGGGCUAGGAUUGUUUGUAGAAGUGGUAAAAGAAGCAAAGUCAACCAGAUUUCACAUAAGCAACAGAAGAAACCUCUGCUGCUCAUUAAUAUUCUGGCUAAAUUAAUUUGGAAUGAUCAGUCCAGCACCAGUUUUAAUGUGCAGCUGCUUUAGAUGGCUGGAGAGUUAAAGGAAGCCUGGUAUGGGUGUCCAGCUUAUGUUGAGACUUACAUGCUGAAAUCCAGUGGUGUUUUUUCCAGAUUUAUGGAUGUUUUUCCAACGUCCAGGGUUCUGUUUCUCACUGGAAGUGCCUUCAGAACCCCGUAAGAAUAAAAACCUGUUGCAAGCUACUGCCUCUCCAACUGAGUCUAAGUUUCAAAUGGAGCUGCACUGUAGUGCAAAGCUGACAAAAAGCAACACAUAAAUUUACAGAUAAGAAUGCUCGUUUUGUGAUGCUGGGGGCUGUUUUGUCUUCUCUGAUACUGUUUGGGCACUAAAGAAACCCAAACUGGUUCUGUGUGAUGUAUAAAAGAAAUCAUGACUGGGUUUCAAGGCUGGGUUUUGCAUAAGCAGUCAUGUAAU